[Torrubiella] hemipterigena is the source of this 2210-nucleotide messenger RNA. Lineage: Eukaryota; Fungi; Ascomycota; Sordariomycetes; Hypocreales; Clavicipitaceae. The record is from the annotation of a GenBank genome assembly.
AGAAAAUCCUUUGGAAAAUCAUCUCCCGCCAAAAGCGAAAGAGCCCGUUUGUGUUGAUUCUCUCUUCUGCCCACCCCUCCCCACCGCUGCCUUUUCUCGCCCGCUUUCCCUCUUAACACCUGUAUUGUCUCCCUCCCCCCCCCUUCCCUGCCUUUUUACACAAAAUAAACCCUUCGUCUUUUUUUUUUUGGUCGACUACAAGUUGCUUAUUUUGCUUCCCAAUAUCUUUACAUCUUCUUUCUUUUCUGAACAAGAAGUAAAAAAUUCCCAAUGUCUGCUACCAACACAAACGCCUGGCUCAAGGCCCAGCGCAAGGGUGACCUUGUCGAGAUUGCUGAGAACAUCGGCCUCAAGAACUACGAGAGCCUCAAGAAGAGCGACCUCGAGACCGCUCUCGACGAGUUCAUUGCCCAGCACUCCAGCCGCCUUUCUUCCCGCUCCGAUCUCUCGGGCUACUUUGCCAGCCGCGCCAAGGCUCUCGGCUCUCCCGUUAAGAAGGAGAAGGAGACCGUCAAGGAGGAGGUUGAGAAGACUCUCAAGGUUGCUAAGCGCCGUGUCACCAAGGCCGCCGAGGAGGUUGAGGCUGCUUCCACCUCUGUUCUCCGCACUCCUGCUCGCAGCCUUUCCCAGGUCGCAGCCCGCAUCCCUCUUCCCGCUACUCCCGCCGACGUUGCCCAUGCCGUCGACCGCUCUACUAUUGCCAUGCGCAAGCGCGUCAGCUCCAUGUACCAGGAGAGUGGCAUUACCGAGGCCUCCAACGCUACUCGUGAGACCUUGAGCACUGUCAGCAGCAUUCUUUUCGUUGUGGCCGCCUUUGAGCUCUACUACAUCCGCCCAGAGCUCCUUCCCAACGUCCAUGCCUUCACCAUCCCCGCUGUCAGCGGCCUCAACACUGACAAGAUCGCCAUCUCUCUGCCCGACAUGUGGCUCCUCCUCACCAGCAGCUUCUGGUCUCCCGCUCUUACCUGGGCCUUUACCAGCAUUGUCGCUCCCACCCUUGCUGGUUACUUCUUCAACUUGAGCGCCGCUAGCCAGGCUGGUCCCCGUACCCGUGCUCGCGCCACCAACGAGACCACUGUUGACCCCUUGACCUUCAGCAUCGUCAAGGCCCUUUUGGCCUUUGUUGUUUACGGCCAGGGCGUCACCUUCUGUGGCCUGCUCUCCAAGUUCUCCAUUGCUCGCCUCAACAACGCUGUCUACGGCGGCUGGGAGGGUAUCUUGGUCGGCACUGCCAUCACCGGCCUUGUGUCCCUCUACGACGCUGCUCUCCGCAGAUAAUUUGGCUCCUCCAUCAGUAUGAAAUAAGUGCACCGCUUGUUACUGCUCUUGCAGAAGCGGUGCCACCACUGUCUGUAUGAGCUGCGACCGCACAAGUCCAGCUUGCCCAGGCCUCUUUUGACUUUUUUCAAAUUUCUUUUUGCUGAUUGGAUGCUCCUUGAUUAUCUGUUUGGCGUUUAAAUACCAUUGCUUCAAAAAGACACACAGACAAGGUGUCGGCCAAGCGUUGCAGAAAUGCCGGCUGAACUGAAACGUGUUAUAAGCGCUUUGCUGUUGAUGUUGUUAUUCUUGGGUUUGCUUGGUGUCCUUGCGGCUUACUAUUACUACUCGGCUUCCUAUUCUCGCUCGCCCUGUCGCCUACUACUAUUUCGCUGCUACUCCAAUACACUGGCAUCGUCUAUGCUCGUCUUGUCCGGGAGACGAGCGACGCGGAGUUGUUUGGCGUCUACAAACGGGUUGAAUGAUUGCUUUUGAUACCACGGCUUGGGAUUGCGAUUUUUGUUUUUGGAUACGGCAGUUUUAGUCUAUUUUGUUUUCCAUCUGCGUAGCGGCACUUGGACAAGCUAGACUGGACUGCCCAUGACUUGUUUAUAAAUGAAUGAUGGCGGCGCGUCGCGAGGAUUCAUACGUUGGUUGGGCAUGGGGGAGGCACUCACAGGGAAGAAGUGUUUCUCUCAUGCACCACUCUGGGCGUUCCUUGCCGUUGGGUUGCGUUUACUUCUUUUUUUGGUUAUAGCUUUGCUCUUUAUUUAUCUUGGUAAUUACAGCGGGAGGAUGGGCUGAUGGGGGCUUGCGCUUGCGGUAGAGGCAAUAAUGAGAGAAGCGGCAAAGGGGGAUUCACGUAGAACCUUGUUUGUGCUGGAAGACGACGGGUGCAGUUAUUCUUUAAAGAGAUUACGCGUGCAUGAAGGAAAUAUACUUGAUUCUAUUUU